Messenger RNA from Lotus japonicus, 2007 nucleotides. Its product is annotated as adenylosuccinate synthetase 2, chloroplastic-like. Gene Ontology annotation, molecular function: nucleotide binding; adenylosuccinate synthase activity. Gene Ontology annotation, cellular component: cytoplasm. Gene Ontology annotation, biological process: 'de novo' AMP biosynthetic process; IMP metabolic process. The record is from RefSeq and is a predicted model, not a curated record. Bases 187 to 1740 code for a protein of 517 amino acids. Lineage: Eukaryota; Viridiplantae; Streptophyta; Magnoliopsida; Fabales; Fabaceae. The transcript has 4 exons.
CAGUAGAUGUACCAUUGUCAUCUGAGGUUCCACUAGUGCGUAUCUUGCACAAAGAUAUUCGAAGAGAGGAUAUUAUUGUCCACGUAGUCAGUAUUUAACUCAUUCCUCCCGUCCGUCCUCCGCCUCUUCAAAACCCUAGCUAUUUGGUGUGAAUCCUGUUUUACUCUCUCACUUUCUCUGUUAACAAUGACCAUCUCAGUGCUGAGUUUUCAAGCAAUAUGCAACCCUCCACUUCGACUCCCCUUCUCCACCUUCAACCAUCAACGUCCCAGUCGAAACUUCGUCGUUUGCUCCGCGAAGCCGGUUGUUCCUCCUGCCCUCAAGCACACAGCCGCCGCUCGAAUUGAGUCUCUCAGCCAGGUCUCCGGCGUUCUGGCUAGCCAGUGGGGCAAUGAAGGCAAAGAGAACCUCGUUGAAAUCUUAGCCCCGCACUUCGAUAUCGUUGCCAUCUAUCAGGGUGGAGCUAGUAUUCCGGUAACCUUUCAUAAUUUCAAAGGGAAAAAAAUUGCCCUUGAUCUUAUUCCAUCCGGUAUCCUCAAUGAAGAUACUAUUUGUGUUAUAGGAAAUGGAGUGGCAGUGCACGUGCCACGCCUAGUUAGUGAAAUUGACUACCUCGAGUCAAAUGGGGUCUCUUGCAAGGGAAGGAUAUUGAUAUCUGAUCGCGCUCCGCUUUUGUUUGACUUCCACCAACAAGUGAAUGAACUCUGUGAUUAUUUUAUUGGUUCAGCCCUUGCAGGCCUUGGACCAUGCUAUGCCAACAAGGUUAUUCGUAAUGGCAUUAGAGUAAGCGAUUUGAGGCACAUGGAUACUUUUCCUCAGAAGCUCGAUCUUUUGUUAUCAGAUGCGGCAAAAAUGGUCGAAAAUUUUGACUAUGAUGCGGCAAUACUGGUCGAAAAAUUUGACUAUGGUCCAUGUAUGCUCAAGAAACAAGUUGAAAAAUACAAGAGAUAUGCUGAGAGGUUGGAGCCUUUUAUCGCUGACACAGUGCAUCUCUUGAACGAAGCUAUAACUCAAAAGAAGAAGGUUUUGGUUGUUGGAGAAGAAGCAACCAUGUUUGACAUUGACUUUGGAACUUAUCCCAUUGUUACUACUUCUAGCACAUCAGCAGGUGGGAUCUGCACUGGUCUUGGUAUUGCCCCAAGAUUAGUUGGUGAUUUAAUAGGAGUGGUGAAAGCAUACACCCCUAAAUUUGGUAUAGGUCCUUUUCCAACAGAAGUUCUGUGUGGUAUAGGUCCUCCUACUCCAACAGAAAUGGUGGAAGCAUACAAAGCUAAAUAUGGUAUAGGCCAUUUUCCAACAGAAAAUUGGAGUUUAGAGCGCUAUCAAUUACGCCAUUCUGUUUCCAAGGAGUUGGGCAAUCAUGCUCGCCUUGCUCAACGAUGUGGUUGGCUUGAUAUAGUCGCAUUAAAGUACUCUUGUCAAAUCAAUGGUUUUUCAUCAUUGUAUCUGAGCAGGCUGGAUGUUUUAUCAGAUCUUGACAAAAUACAGUUGGGUGUCUCAUAUAAACAUUAUGAUGGGACCCCAAUCCAAUCAUUCCCUGCAGAUCUCGAUCUUCUUAAGCAAUUGAAGGUGGAAUAUGAAGUAUUUCCCGGAUGGAGAUCUGAUAUUUCAUCAAUCAGAAACUAUUCUGACCUUCCAAAAGCUGCACAGCAGUAUGUGGAAAGGAUAGAAGAACUUGUUGGUGUCCCUAUCCACUACAUUGGUGUGGGGCCUGGACGUGAUGAUGUCAUAUUCAAAUGAGUCUAUUGUUGACAUGUGACAUUUAUUUUUUUUAUUCCAGCUAAUACUGGUGAGGAUUACGUACUUUAUGUAAUUUAGAGUAUCUACAUUCAUCAUAUUUACUAAAAUAUUUACACUUUAUUUUUUACAAUUUUCCAUAAUGUCACAUCAUCUACACUAUUUUACUAACUUUUUACUUCAACCCAACAACUCUUAAAAGUUUCUAUAGUGGAUCCCACCAUCAACAUCACAUUUGUAUAUUUUAUUAUUUAUAUACAAUUAUAUUAA